CUUUAUCUAAAAGUCUCCAAACAUCAUAUCAUCCGUAUACUGGCAAAUAUUUCCCCCUUGAAGAAUGCGGCCAACGCUAAAAUCAAAUCAACACACAUGCACACAUUCACAAAUGCACACAUGCCCAUAUAAUACAUAUGCAGCAGUAUUACAGUAAUUCAAAAGAGAAUCACAAACAAUUGACAAUAAUGAAUUUCACCCGCAAUCCUUAUGGUUUACCGCCGUACCAUUACACUCCGUAUAAUACCGUCUAACGUUGAAACUUCAUUUCAACUUUCAUAACAUAAUCUCCAGUAAUGUAUCGCAUAUUCGUGUAUGUGCACUUGAAGGAUGGUGAUUGUGCGAGUAAUUGUCGAUGUGAGAAGAAGGCAGCGUAAUAAUAUCUGUUAUGCAGAACGGAAAAAUAGGAAUUUAUAAAAAAAGUAGCGCAAGAGUUGUGAAUGGAGAUAAAAAAUCAAAUUCUCUCUUUGCAAUGUGCGGCUAUAAUCUUAACAAUAGCAGCAUUAACCGCAAUAUUAAGAGCUCAUCACUUUUGAAUCUAACCGAAGAAGUUUAUAAAACAACAGAAGCAAAAAACAUAAUAAUAACAACAACAACAACAACAACAACAACAAUAACAAAAGCAGCAAUUCAUCAUAAAGCGAUAUCAUUAUCCCGGUCGAAUGCUAAGCGUAACAUUGCCAAUGCUUACGUAAAGACAUCUUAUACUAAGUGGCAAAUUGUCAUAUUAACGUUCAUUAUUUUAUUAUUAUGUUGCACAAGUCACGUGCUGGCAAUACGAAAGGGUCGUCUUAUGACUCCGAGCACAUUCACCGCUUUAAGCGGAGAUCUUCAUGUACAGAUACAGUUUAUGCAGGAUGACGAUAAUCGCAAUAUUAAUAGCACAGCAACGAUAUCUACCACCUUCGAGGAGACUGUUGGCAAUAUGACAACAGCACGCACCAAACAGCCAUCAAGUGGAAAUGUCACAGAGACAAAAACAAAAACUGUUGAGAACAUUAUCACAAGUACUUUGGUCAUUAGUAAAUAUAUCGAUGAGGUGCAAGAGUUGACAGCGCCUGAAGCUUUCCCAACAACAACUACAACGGUAGCUCUUAUAGAGUCUAAUGAUACCAUGAUUGAUGGCAAAAUAUUGCAACGCAAACGCAAAGAAAUUGUACAAAAUAUUCCAGUCUAUCCGGAUCCGAGAUACAAUGUGACACAAAUUGCUGUUCCAUGUCAGACAUUUAUACGCGGUGGACUGUAUGAAAUGCAAGUAGUAACAAAUUUGAAAACUUUCAAUCAUAUACCGCUGAAUUCGACGAAAAUUCCUGUAACAUCACAGUCUGGUGUAGCUAAACCCACCAUGACCACAAGUACUACGACUUUGAUACCGAUAAUGGAUGAACGUUUAAAACAGACCUUGGAUGUGCGAUGGCCUAGCGCUGAAAUGCUUAUUAGCCCUGUACGUUUACGCACAUAUCCCGACCGGCCGGUAGAAGUGACUUUGCGUUUUCCCGAAGUCAACUGCGAUCAGGCAUGGCGUAGCGAGGAUUUGCCAGAAUUUUGGCUUGAAUUAAUAUAUUGUGGCAAAGAACGCCCCUGCUCCACCCUAAUGCCGCAAAACAUAUCGAAAUCUAGCGUUUUAUUUGCCGAGCAAGUGCGAGGCUAUCCGAAAUAUUUUAACGUGAAAUUAAACUGUGAACUUUUCGGUUUGGCUGGAAAUUAUGCGGUGCAGCUAAGGCCGAUGCUAACAACUCUUAACGUGCCGAUAACUCGACGAUUCCUUAGCGUCGAUUGGAGUGAAAAGUAUGUUUUCAAUGUUUACGCGCGCAGUAUUUUCCCAUGUGAUCCCCAUACCGGUAUAGGGGUACUUUAUGAAUAUCCCGGAUGCAUUUUAGAGCAAGGCGAUCGAGUACGUUUAUAUGCUAAACUAAGAGCAGAUGUUGCUUCCCUAAAACCACCAACCACUUUGCAUUACAUAGCUGAACAGCGAGUGGUGAAAAAUCAAUAUUCGCUAUACUUCAGUUGCGAUCUUUUCACCGAAAAAUACGUAGAAUAUUGUUUUGUUUACGUUAGCCAAGCUAUAUCAGGUGCAGUUGCGGAUGUCCGGAUGGACUGUGUACCCACUCUACCAGUUAGAGAAUCUGAUACUGGCGGUUGGGGUCCUUGGAGCGAAUGGACGCCUUGUUCAACCAGUUGCUUGGGCGGUACACGCAAUCGUUAUCGUUUCUGUGAUUCGCCACCUCCACGCUAUGGAGCCAAAUUCUGUGAGGGUGCUUCGGUACAGACUGAGAAAUGUGGCAAUUCAGUGAUCGACACUUGGGAUUGUAUAUAUGAAAGUGGCGGAGCUAUUAUCAAUAACAUUAACCGAACUGGUGUAAGUCAAGAAAUUGGUCCAGGCUGCCGUUGCGGCUGCAUUGUUCACUUGGGUUCAUCGAAACCAAAACGAAUUAUUGCCGGAGCAACACAAAGCUGUCCAGGCAGAUCAUUUUGGUUAAUACAGGUUGACGGCGAAGAGUAUAUAUCAAUGGAAUUAAAUUUUUUACGUUUGCCAUGUGCUACGCAAUAUAUUAAAGUGCGUGAUGGGCCAUCGUUAUCUUCGACACUUUUAACGGAAUUGCAGGGUGGCGACACAAUACAUUCAACUGACGCAAUUGGAGAAAAUAUGAAUGUACCAUUACGCUUAGAAUCCGGUCGAGCGCAAUUAUUAUUAGAAUUUUUUGCGGGCGAAGAGUCCUCUUUAACAAAUCAAACCGGCUUAAUGUGCACGGGCGGUUUUUUAGCGAAUGUCGAACAAUUAACUAAAAACUCAUCGGAAACCUCGGCAGCCACUUUACUGAUUGCUACCGGAUUAACAGUGAAAAGCCGGUCAAUAUUAAAAAGGCCUCAGUUAGCUGCCAAGUUCACAUUGGUGCACGUGAGUGCGAUAAUAUUUGCCAGCAUUAUUAUUUUAAUAAGUGCUUUAUUAGGUGCCCAAUAUGUUUUGCGCUAUCGUAAAUAUCAUUUGGCGGUGGCGCGAAGCAGAGAUGAAGGUUCGCGAUUGCAUACGCCCAGAGCUUCGAUGAGUUCGUUACAAGGACCGCCUUCUCGAGCCCUCUCCACCACGACUUUAAUAUCGGAAGUGAUUUACAUGGUCAAAAUGCGUCCCAAACGUCAUCUACGCCAUUCUAUACUCAGAGAAAGCAUUGAUGCUGAAAAUUUAGCGCGCGAAACUGAACUGAAUGAUUCACGAGUUAAGGAGUCCAUGGUUAACUGUGUUGAAGAAUUUGGCAGCAACGGAUCUAUAAUCACUUUAAGAAAUGCAAUAAUAUCUCCUAUAACUGAGACUUUAAGCCAAAGUCCUUCGUACGCGGAAGAGAUUUUGAACAGCGAUUCAUUAAACUCGGCUGCGGGUGAAGGCGACGACGAAGAAAAUGUUCAUAGUUGUGGUACUUUGACACGCAAAGACAGCUCCAAAGAUAAUGAAAGUAUUGUAUCAUCGGGUAUGAGUUCAAUUUGUUAUAGUCCAUCUAGGCAAAGUAGAGAUUUACGUAAAUAUAGCGAAGCUACUACAUUAAAAUUAACGAGUUCUCACUUUAACAUAGAAGAUAAACUUAAGAACGUUAAGAGGAACCAAAACGUAAAUUCUGAAAAUAUUCAGUCAGUUUUAACUAAUGGUUGCUAUUCCUCAGCGAACAGUGUCGUCAGUACGGCCACAAUACGGAGUACAACGAAUCCGAAAGCAAAUAAAGAUAAACAGAAUCGUAAAAAGUUGCUAACACGUCCUGGUUCCGAAUUUUCUUUGGGUAAUCCCGAAGAUUUUGAAUUGGACUAUUAUGAUUAUAAUGUGACAAAUGCGGGUUCGGUUCCCGGAUCAUAUUUAGGUAUGGAUCCGGCUUAUUUAAUAUGGGUACCACCCUUUGAUGAGAUAAGUACCCCGGAUCGUGAAGACGCGGACAAAACACCACGACCCGGCGAUUGCAAUGCCACGUUCGAUGAGACCCAGCCUUUAUAUGAAGAAAUAAAAAUGCCAAAGUAUUCACAUUACUUAAGUCCUCAUAGUAAUACAGAUUCUAGUAACAAUACCACCAAUACGACACCCACCUCUGAGGAAAUCUCACCGUUGAAUAGUAAUUUUCAGUCAAAAGCCACCACGCCCAGUGAAACAGAUUUAAAAAAUUCUUUCAUAAGGAAAGUAAUAUCUGCGAGUUCAACCACAAAUCCCACGAAAUCGAUAAGUCCUUACCUUGCGCGGAAGCGAAAGAGACAAGAAAAGCAACAAUCAAAGUCAACUUUGGCGUUACAAAACCAUCCCAAUAAAGACAGCAUAGCAUUGCAGGAACUUAAUGCUACUAAAUCAGCCCGAAAUGUAAGCGAAACAAGCGAACAAAAGCCCAUAAGCAGCAAUAGUUCUUUAAUCUCGGUAUUAGAAACGGAAUCCAUGAAUGGUUCAUAUAUAGAGAAGGAAACAUCGGUAGUUAAGUCACCCAGUGACUUGCAACAACGAUUAGCCUUGGAUGAUAUACAAUACGCUGAUGAAAGUGAAAGCGAUCACGAUAGUCAUUCUACGGAAAGAAAUCUAACAGCAAAAGAACGCCUAAAAGAAGAAUGCCAACUCUUAAGAAAUUUAAAGAAAGUAAGUACCGCAAUAGCGGUAAAAAAAGCUCAAACAUUUAAU
Glossina fuscipes is the source of this 4639-nucleotide messenger RNA. RefSeq lists its product as uncharacterized. The record is from RefSeq and is a predicted model, not a curated record. The annotation marks the transcript as partial. NCBI's taxonomy places the organism in Eukaryota, Metazoa, Arthropoda, Insecta, Diptera, Glossinidae. Gene Ontology annotation, cellular component: cell periphery. The transcript is spliced from 10 exons.